Messenger RNA from Bufo gargarizans (Asiatic toad), 5141 nucleotides. RefSeq lists its product as uncharacterized. Gene Ontology annotation, molecular function: DNA binding. Bases 759 to 4523 code for a protein of 1254 amino acids. NCBI's taxonomy places the organism in Eukaryota, Metazoa, Chordata, Amphibia, Anura, Bufonidae. Gene Ontology annotation, biological process: DNA integration; DNA recombination. The transcript is spliced from 2 exons. The record is from RefSeq and is a predicted model, not a curated record.
UAAGUUGAUUCUGUGUUUCAUGUGGUAUUUUUGUAUGUAUGAUGCCUGUAUUUCAUUAUCCUGUGUUGCUUAGGGCUUGUCUAUUAUUCAUAGUCUCUGCCCUUUGCCAGGUUUUAUCUUUCCCCUAGUUUUGGGCUAGUUGCUUCCUUGUCACCUGUAUUCCCCUGCGCCUAUUGGGUUUUUCGUUUGGGGGUGCCCCCUCCUUUUUUCCCCAUCCUAUCCUUGCCUCAACCACCGCGUUUUUAUUCAAAUUUUCGCUCCUUUUUACUUGGGAGGCGCUCUGCGCCUCUCCUCCUUCCUCCCUACCUUCAUCCUCUGCGCCGAUUCCGCCCCGCUGGUUCCCGGCGCUCUAGGUUUCGGCGGCAGCUUGCGCUUGGUUUCCCGCGGCUCCGAGAUCUCGCGGGAUCUCGGCGGCCAUUUUGGGAACUCCCGCCCGUCCUCUCGCGGGAUUUCGGAGUUGUCUGCCGUGCACGUCUGUCGCUCGGCUCCGGUUCGGCUCCUGCUCUGCGGCGCUUGGGGUGACUAACCCCUCUUUAGGUACCCACCUCCUCGGUCUUAGUGACCCCUAAUACAUCAGGCAUCAGCCAGUUAGGUUAUCUGCCACUUUAGUAUUUAAGAUAAACUCCUAAAUAUGUCUUCUGACCGCUCUCCCGCUGGGCCUAAUCCCCCCCCCAUCUGCUGGGGAUCCCAGCUUACCAACUACUAGUGCACAGGCCCUGGAGCUACAACGCUCAGUGUCUAGUGCUAUUAUUGAGGCAAUGGGAUCCAUGUCUUCUAUGAUAUCCCAAACCAUCUCUCAGGCCCUAGCUGCCCAUGCCCCUGGCCCCUCUACUCAGUUGCCUGUACUCACAAAUCCGCAGCCUACCAUUGAACCUCCUGCCCAGGAGACCUUGACUGGUGUGAUUCAAGCCACCCAUGAUAGCGCGCUUAGAUCGCGCAAAAGAGCCUUGCCGCGUCAGGCAGAACGGACGCGAAAGUGGAAAUGUGCUAGAGCACAAACUGAUGAUAUAGAUUCGGAUGUAGAAUCUGAUAUGGAGGCUUAUGCGGAGGCAAGCGGCCAAUCUGAUGGGGAGAUGGAAUCUGAAUUUCCAGAUGAUGCUGGCCCUAGGCCUUCCACCUCUGGGUCCGUGGGCGCCCCCGCCACUGCCCCUAACACGGUUUCUACCCUGGUGGACCCCUCAGGCAUCCCAUUAUUUGAUCCUGAUUCCCUCCACCACCCUAGGUCGGCGGAGUGGCUGCCAGUGGCUCAUGUGAGCGAUUACCUGGAACAUUGGGUGCGCCGUCCUCUUAGCAAAGAGGCGCGCAGCAAGCUCCGAGCCGAAUGCCCCAGACCAUUGAUCCCCAACAAGGUCUGUGAUACGCCAUCUGUGGAUCCAAAGAUGACCCAGUUCUUGGCUAAAACCGGCUGGAACCCCCGCAAGGGGUUAGAUUCCGCAAUUAGGAGUUGUCAGGAUAAACUCCUUGACAUCUUUGGCCCCCUCGCCAAAAUUUUUGAGAUGGCCGAAUCGGCCAGAGCGGACGGCUCUCCGAUAGAUCCGGAGGAGCUUACGGGCUGGAUACAGAGGGCCAUUUGUAUCGCGGGCAGCACAAACUCCUCCCUGGCCAUUGAACGGCGUAAAGCCAUUUUGUUUAAAAUUGACCCGAAAUUGGCCAACCUGGCACUCACUGAGUCAGGAAGGGAUGCUCAGGGUCUGCUGUUCGGGGAUUCCUUUAUUAAGGACCUCAGCAGAUACGUAGGGGCAUUUACCGCCCUGGACAAGGCCCAGUCCUCCAUGAGAAGGGUCUUUCAGGGACGGGUCUCCACUAGGGCCGGCAGUAGUAGGGGCCGUCCAGUUUCCAGGCCCGCAGCUCGGGCAGAGGCUCCUUCAAUCAAAGACCGCCCUUCCAGGACCAAAGGAAUCCUCCUCCGUUCUUUCCGGCCAGAGGCGGCCAAUGGCGUUCGAGGUCUGUCCGGGGAAAUCCCAAUUUCCGAAAGUCCUUCGGUAAGUCUUCCCCCAGUGGGGGCUUCUUUGGUUCCUUGUGUAGGGGGCAGACUCCGUCUUUGUUUCCACGUUUGGUCCAGCAUUACAUCAGACCCGUGGGUUCUGACCACUGUACAGGGGUUCCACAUAGAGCUCACGGGUUCACCAAACCUCAUUCCUUCUCCCCCACCACUUCCCCUAGCCCCACCAAACAGAGAGCUCGUGGACUUAGAGCUGUUUUCCCUUUUUCAAAAGAGGGCGAUAGAGAGGGCCCCUUCCGCCCCGAGGGGCGUGCUCAGCAACAUCUUCCUAGUUCAGAAGAAAGGUGGGCAAAUGCGUCCGGUUAUAAAUCUCCGGGCCCUGAACUCAGUGGUGCGCUACCGCCACUUCAAGAUGGAGGGUAUUCACCUCCUUCGGGACUUACUGAUCCCAGGGGACUGGAUGGUGAAACUGGACCUCAAAGAUGCCUAUCUGACGGUCCCGAUAGCCGCUUCGUCCAGGGAUCUCCUGCGCUUCUUGUGGAAGGGCGAAGUGUGGCGCUUCACUUGCCUCCCGUUCGGCCUUUCUUCGGCGCCAUGGUGCUUUACCAAGCUCCUGCGUCCGGUCGUUGCCUGGCUGCGGAGUCGGGGUGUACGUCUAGUCAUCUAUCUGGACGACAUCCUCAUUAUGCAUCAAUGUCAGGCGGCGCUGCUUCGGCACCUUCAAUGGACGUCGGACCUCCUUUCGGCUCUUGGUGGUUCUGGAUCAGGAGGCUCGGGAGGAACUUCGUUGGUGGUUAGACAACUUGGAAGCCUGGAACGGCAGAGCGAUCUUCGGAUUUCAACCGGAAUUCACGAUAGAGUCGGACGCGAGUCUCCUGGGCUGGGGUGCCCACUGCGAAGGUGUCUCCACCGGGGGUCGGUGGUCGGAGGCCGAGAGCCGUCUUCACAUCAACGCUCUGGAACUCCUGGCGGGCUCGUUUGCCAUCCGCAGUUUCUCCAAUGGCAUGGCGCAUGCCUGCAUCCGAUUACGUAUGGACAAUGUGUCGGCGGUCCGCUAUGUCAAUCACCUGGGCGGCACCCAGUCGGCUACCUUGGCGCGACUGGCGAAGGAGUUUUGGUCCUACUGUCUCUCCAGGGACAUCAUGGUGCAGGCGGAGUACCUUCCGGGUCUACACAACGUCCGGGCGGAUCGGAGUUCCCGCUGCUUCACGGACGGCAGCGACUGGAGGCUAGCGCCGGAGAUGUUCUCCACGAUCUCGGAUACCUGGGGCCCUUGCGCCGUGGACCUCUUCGCGUCACGGCUCAAUACUCACCUUCCCAGGUUCUUCAGCUGGCGCCCGGAUCCGGAGGCGGAGGCGGUGGAUGCGUUCCUUCAGGACUGGUCUUCGGCUCUGCAAUACGCGUUUCCUCCUUUCGCCAUGAUCCCGAGGAUGCUGCUGCAGGUUCGUCGUCAGGUUGCGGAGUUGUUGGUGGUGAUCCCCUUCUGGGGGACUCAAGCAUGGUACCCGGUUCUCAUGGAACUCCUGACGGACGUGCCUCUCCUCCUUCCGGGUCGGACGGAUCUCCUCCAGGGCCCUCUGGGUGCUCCUCACCCCCUGCUGCUCGACGGCUCCCUUCAGCUCCUGGCGUGCCGGAUCUCCGGACUCCCGGAGAGGUCGCAGGCAUUUCGGAGGCAACUAGACGCCUCCUGGACAGCGCUUGGGCUCCCGGCACCCGAAAAUCUUACCCGGCAGCUUGGGGAUCUUGGGUUAGCUGGUGCGUGGAACGGAACCUUGAUCCCGUUUCGGCGCCUGUGACCCAUUUGCUGCAGUUCCUUACAUCCCUUUUUGAGGCGGGAAAGGCUUAUCGGACCAUUAAUUUGUUCCGUUCGGCGAUUUCUUCGACUCAUCAGGGUUUUGAUGGCGUUCCGGCGGGUCAACACCCUUCGGUGUCACGCCUGCUACGUGGAUCGCGCUUGGCUCGGCCUCCUCGGCCUCGCUUCACCACUACGUGGGACGUUUCCCUGGUCCUCUCUUUUCUCUCUGCGUGGCCCGAGAACGCGGCUCUUUCUCUCCGGCAACUGUCUGCCAAGUUGUUGACCCUCUUUUGUCUCAUUUCUUGUAAGAGGGUUUCCGAUGUCAGGGCUUUGGAUCAUGACGCUAGGUCCUUUUCUCCCGAGGGCGUCACGUUUAACAUUACGCGGCGCACUAAGACUAAUAUUCGGUCUGUCUCUUAUCCCUGUUUCCCGUCUUCCCCGGCGCUCUGUCCGGUAGCCUGUUUGCGGGAGUAUGAGUCGCGUACUCGGACUCACCGCUCUGCGGACGUUCCGCAACUGUUCCUCUCCAUCCGCCAUCCUUUUGGCCCGGUGUCUAGUCCCACAUUGGCGCGUUGGAUGAAGUGGGUCAUGUCCCUGUCUGGGAUUGAUACGGCGGUCUUUACCGCUCAUUCGGCCAGGGGCGCGGCUGCCACUGCCCUGGCCGUUUCGGGGGCUCGUUUGGAGGACAUUUUGCGCUUGGCUGACUGGUCUACGACCACAACGUUCAAAGAAUUUUAUUUUCGUCCGCCCCCUCAUGUGUUUUCGUCGAUUAUUGAUCAGCUUUGAACUUGCAAUAUGAGCCUCAGUGUCUUGAGGUAAAACUAAAUGAUUUUCCUAUUUCAUGACGUAAAGUCAUAGUUUUAUUAAAGACACGGAGGCGAGUAUUGCCCGCCCUGGGUUGUUCCUGCCCGCCCUUUUGUGGUUUUAAUUUAUUGGACUGUUUACAUUGUCGUUUAUGGUUAUUUAUUACGUAUACUUGCAUAGUUGUAUUGCUGACUGUUUAUGGUUCUGUUUUCAGCGACCUUAUAAUGUACGACCGUUUCCUGGGUCGGUUUUUGUUCAAUUUCUGCCUGCCUCUUACACUGGCUAUAUUAUUUGCUUUGUUUCAGGUUGAAGGUUCCACGAAGUAUGGACUUCUGCGUUGUUCCCGGUUUCCGGAGGUGUUAGCCAUGUUGGCUUGAGUUCUACGGUGUGAUGGACCGGUUGUUUAUCAUUCUCGGGUCCAGUUCCAGUUUCCGGUUUCGGUUCCAGUUCCGGUUAUGAAGUUGGUGUUUCGGUUCCAAAGAAAGAGGAAGUUACUAAGAGGACACUGCUUAUUAUAGGAUCUGAGAGGGGUGGAUCCUUUAUUGUUAUGAUUAUGUAAAUUUCUUCUUUGCUGCUAUUGGUGGAAAGUAAAGAAGGAGA